GGUCGAUGGAAACAAGGCUAUAUGGCUAUGGCAGCAAUUGGUGCAACAAAUAUCGGUUCCAUUGAGCUUUUCAUCGAGCCAACUCUGAAGACAAAUAAACCCCAAAAGAAACUGAUUCAUUCAUUGCCGCCAGAUGAACGAUUAUAUGAACCUGAAGGCACAGGAGUGCCACUAAGGAAAGGAGAUGAGGUAGCUGCUUUUAACAUGGGAUCAACCGUGGUGUUGGUCUUCCAAGCUCCUAUUUCCCAAUCUGGUAUCGUCAAAGAAAGCUCGUCCGACUUCAGAUUUUGUAUCAAGAGAGGCGAUAGAAUCCGUAUGGGAGAACCACUGGGUAGGUGGAAUCAAUCUUAAAGGCUGGGAGGCAACUGUCUUGAACAUUCAUCUAAAGCGUUAGGUUUUUUGUUCGUUCAUCCGUCCCAGGAUUGAAUGUUCAGUUCUUUCAACCUAGAUUGGAAUAUCUUGGUUAGGGAAAGAAAAACUGAUUUUUUCAACGGUAGUUUUUAAUAUAACAGUUAUUUAUAUUGGCACUUAUACUUUCAAGUAUCAAACGAAUAAGAAGGUUGGGUGAUCAAAUGGCAGCAUUGUGCAUUUAUCUUUGGGUCGCCUAAUAGUCACAAAUAGUACUACUAAACAAUCUCAAAGAAUCAACACACAUGCGCGAGCAUGGUUUAGCGCAGCCAGUCUUGGAUAUGACAAAGGCCAGCUAGAAGCAUCAGACAUAUCUCCUUGUAGACACUCCACAUUUCCUUCAAAACUGAGUUGUAUAUUAGGUAAUGAUCGCAUGAACAGCUGAAGAUGAUGCAAGCACCUUGAGUGCAGAAACAUCAAUGGAGAAGCCAAAAAACAAUAGUGACAUUCCAACACAGAUUAAGCAGAAAAUAAAGGAUGUAUUGUACAACUUUACAAGUCAUUAAAAUGAAAACAAGGCAGUUUAAAUUGUAGCCAAACUUCAAACUUAACCUAUGGAAAAAGAAUAUACAAACAAAUUGGACCAUCCAAGAUGAAGUUUGUAUCACAGAUUCACACUGAUGUCAUACCAGAUAAAAAGGUACACAAGAUCUUGUAUGACCAGGAGAGGAUUGAAUAUUAAGAAUGUCAACUCAAACCUAAGGAACUGGUUUCAAACAUGAAAAGUUAAGAGAAUAUACAUCACAUAAUAGCCACCAUAAAAAUAUAAACCACCAACCUCAAAAAUUGAACUGAACCUACAACUUUACAAUGGCCAGGAAAUAGACUACCUCUAUUAUUCUAGUUAAUUGCAAUAUACUCAGUAUAACUUACUCAAGUUAUGAAUUUACGCUGUGCUUCCCAAUGCAUCAUUAGUCUCAUAAGACACUGAAAGAUGUUUUAACCAAGAAGAGUGAUUCUGUUACAAAAUUUCAUGAACGCAUUUUUUGUUGCAGACAUCAGUUGAAGGGAGACUAAACUGCAUCCAAACAUUGAUAUAGAAGUUAUACUAUCACGGCAAUUAACCUAUAUGUCGUGACCAUUCCAUUUCUACUCUGAAUGAAUGAUAAACCCAGAUAAAGCAACAUUACAUAGAUACAAAAAU
Molecule: messenger RNA, 1552 nt
Organism: Salvia splendens (bonfire salvia)
Lineage: Eukaryota; Viridiplantae; Streptophyta; Magnoliopsida; Lamiales; Lamiaceae
Product: phosphatidylserine decarboxylase proenzyme 1, mitochondrial-like
Exons: 3
Coding region: 22-351 (109 amino acids)
Biological process (GO): phosphatidylethanolamine biosynthetic process
Cellular component (GO): mitochondrion
Molecular function (GO): phosphatidylserine decarboxylase activity
Source: RefSeq, a predicted model, not a curated record